AUGUUUGAUCUUAAACAUCCUAUUUGGAAUCAAUAUGAUGUCGGUCUCAAUAAUUCUUGCAUCUGUAAAAUAUGUGGUCAUGUUUAUGAAAACCCAAAUCAAAGUACUUUAAAAGGUCAUUAUAUGGGAAAACAUGAUCUGGUAUGGGCUUCUAUUCGAAUAAAUAAAAAAGGACGUAAAGCUAAAUAUCAAGAAAAGAAAAAUCUCUUAAUUCAAAAAGAAAGAGAAAGAAUUUUCUCUGUAGCUGAACGUUUAAAUGAUGAAUUUAUUAAUUCUAUGAUUCAAGAAAAAGAACCUUCUGUCCAUCAUAUUAAUGAUGAAUUAAAUAAUGAAAAUAAUGAUAUCGAAACUAUCUCAAAAGAUAAAAAUGAAGAAAAAUCUAUUUCUUAUAUUAAUCUUAUAGAUAGUAUCGAAUUUGAAGGUCAUGAAAAAAUUGAAGUUGAGAUUGGUAAUAUUCCUAUUAAAGCUAGUAGAGGUGGUUUUAGACUUAAAUUUAAAUAA
Molecule: messenger RNA, 501 nt
Organism: Scutellospora calospora
Lineage: Eukaryota; Fungi; Glomeromycota; Glomeromycetes; Diversisporales; Gigasporaceae
Source: the annotation of a GenBank genome assembly